Molecule: messenger RNA, 1929 nt
Organism: Paramacrobiotus metropolitanus
Lineage: Eukaryota; Metazoa; Tardigrada; Eutardigrada; Parachela; Macrobiotidae
Exons: 3
Coding region: 433-1587 (384 amino acids)
Source: RefSeq, a predicted model, not a curated record
UCCAACAGCUCGCCCGUUUUGCUUUAUCACGAAAACGGGAAUUUGAUGGUUAGCCACUUAAGAAUUAUUGCUGAUCGCAGCAGUUUUGGCAAAAUAAUGUUAAACAUGUUGUGUAACGGGAGCCACCUACGUCCGCUUCCAUCCUGGAAUUACUACUUCUUCACUUCCUGUAUGCUAUUUGUAUUUCUGCACGAGGCCGCGACUCCGCCUAUUUAUUCGUAAUCCGCUGUUCGCAUAAUACAAAAUCAUUAUGUGAGCCAUAUUCAUGAACCAUCAAAAAUUGGUCAGCCUUUUCUUAAUUCAUUUUCGAUGCCGAAAUGGUGAGAAAGGUCGUUUAUCCACUUUUCUCGGUGUAAUUUGAGAGAAUAAGCUGUUUUUGACUGCCACAAUUAUUCUGUAACGUGUUGCAUUUUACUGCUUUACCACAUUUAUAUGGCUGACGAUAAUUUCAUCUUUUCCGCUGGAAUGACGGUUUCGCAGUCGGUCGAGGGAUUAGCACCGGCUAAUACAGAAUCUGUUGAAACCAAAUUGGAUAGAAUCGUAGACGAAACUGAAUAUCUGCACCAUAACAAACUGUUCCAGUUGUGCCGGCCCUUUUUACACAUCCUGCGCCUCGGCGGCCUGUUUUUCAUCAAUCCCGGUAUCCAUACUCGUCAACCAGCCAACACCAGCGUGACGCCCGGCGACAUUACACCGAAAUCGCGCGGUUAUCAAUGGCGUCACCGUCUGGAGCAGUUCUGCCGAAUUUACUCAAUUAUAAUCUUCCUGGUCACGGUAGCAUUCAGCAUACACGUAAUUUGCGGGGUUAUCGCGAAAUUCACCGGCGUUCCCAUCACAUACGAUAACCUGGGUCAGCUGGUCAACGCCGUGACCUUUCUCUUGUGGAUAGCCCAGCUGCUGAUUGUCCACGUUAUUAUGCUGCGCGCCUGCUGGCGAAAAGCGGGAAUUGUGGCGUUUUUCAUGUGCUGGGACGGAAUGCGGUACCGGUGCGCGUUUGACCUUUGCAAAUGCAACAACUUUGCCCAGAAAUUUGAUCGGAAAAUUAAAACAUUGUCCGUGAUUGCGGUUGUCCAUCUGCUGAUCGUCAUAGCCGGGCAAGUGGAAGCGUUAGUGAUUCCGACGCGCGGUUUACGCUUACUGCUGUUGAGCGCUAUUCCCGAGGAGGGCGUGUACCAGACCGUCGUCAUGGCUUUUGACGUCGCUGCAUCCGUGUAUUUAUCCUUUGUCUUUGUUGUCCCGUGUUAUCUGUUCCUCGCGGUGUCGUUUCUCAUCGAUUUCGAUUUUUUCCAUCUGAAUUAUGAUAUGAAGUCAUCCGUUUCAGCAGCCGAACUACCGGCGUGGAUUGAAUGGUUCCGCUUGCGGCACAAUUCCUUAUGCGUUCUCCUGGAAGAAGGCGACAGGCUCUUCGCUGCUUUCGUGCUGACCACCUUCACCUCCAAUAUACUGCAGGUGCUGCUGAUAAUCUUUCAGCUGUACGAUCUCGGACAAAAGGGGCUUUUGGAGCCCAUUCUGCUGACGUUUCUGCUGAUCUAUCUCUUGACCUUUUUCGCAGAUAUUCAUGAUGUAUUCUACUGGAGCCUCGCUUAACCGGAAUGCCCACUCGCCUUCUGAAAGGCUGUACGAGCUGAAUACGAACGACCUCACGGAAAAUCAAACUCUGCACCUACAAACCUUUCUUAGCAAGCUAACCUGCACAACGAUAGGAUUCUCGGCAUGGAAAAUGCUGACGGUGACCUCGUCGACUGUUAUGGCUUUGAUGGGGACGUACCUCACUUACCAGAUACUGGUGUUCCAGCUGCAGUUGGAUUUGAAACUGAAGGCCAACAUCGAGAAGCUGCCAUGUUCCUGCACGGCGGAGAACAUGACAAGCUUCCUGGGGUCCAAUCAUUCUGACCAUAACAUCUGGCAGCAGCAUAAUGAAUAAAUAAC